Molecule: messenger RNA, 927 nt
Organism: Pyricularia grisea
Lineage: Eukaryota; Fungi; Ascomycota; Sordariomycetes; Magnaporthales; Pyriculariaceae
Exons: 3
Coding region: 1-927 (308 amino acids)
Biological process (GO): tetrahydrobiopterin biosynthetic process; tetrahydrofolate biosynthetic process
Cellular component (GO): cytoplasm
Molecular function (GO): GTP cyclohydrolase I activity; GTP binding; zinc ion binding
Source: RefSeq, a predicted model, not a curated record
AUGGGGAGGGCCGACGAUCGGACCUCACCUGCUGUGAGCUCGAGCUCGGAUAACAGCGGUACAAAACGAAGCCGCAAGCACCGAGAUGAUGAGCCCGUCGCCGGUGCAACAGAGCACACCAAAAAGAAACACAAGAAGCGCAAGUCAGACCACGGUGUCAAUGGCGUCAUCAAGACCGCCCACAGGAGGCUGAGCCUGAGCAACGCCGCUCGCGACCCCCGCGACGAGCCCCCGCCGAAGCCCAAAAAGAAACCCGAGGCCCCGACGAGGUCACCAAGCCCCGUCAUAGACUUUGAUGGCUUGAGCAGGCCAAGCGUCGGGACCCGAGAAAGAUUGGAAGAGACCCCAGAGCAGGCGGCGGAGCGGCUGGAACGCAUGCGCGGGGCCGUCAGGACUCUGCUGGAAUGUGUCGGUGAAGAUCCGGACCGGCAGGGCUUGCUGGCCACGCCCGACAGGUACGCCAAGGCUCUGCUCUUCCUCACCAAGGGCUACCAAGAGAACAUAAAGGACAUUGUGAACAAUGCCAUAUUCCACGAGGGGCACAACGAAAUGGUCAUCGUCAAGGACAUUGAGAUUUUCAGCAUGUGCGAGCAUCAUCUGGUGCCGUUCACUGGCAAGAUGCAUAUAGGCUACAUACCUGCCAACUCAGUUAUUGGACUUUCAAAGCUGCCCCGUAUUGCAGAGCUCUUCGCCCGCCGUCUGCAGAUCCAAGAGCGUCUGACCAAAGAGGUGGCGAAUGCAAUCUUUGAGGUGCUCAAGCCUCAGGGUGUUGCCGUGGUGAUGGAAUCCAGCCACUUGUGCAUGGUGACGCGUGGUGUCCAAAAGACGACCGCUACUACCAUCACCAGCUGCGUCCUGGGCUGCUUUGAAGGCCGGGAGAGGACGCGCAAUGAGUUCCUGAGCCUAAUUGGGGUCAACAGACACUAA